UGUAAAGCUUGGUAGUACAUAUAAAGGGCGUUUAUAUUAAUUUAUCAUCCAGUUGGUUUUCGCCAUGGGACCGAGCAGAGGGCUUGUGUCUGCGCUACGCUGUCUUCUGGCAGGACUUUACUGCACUCAAACCGUUAACGCAGGUUUAUACCUGAGCCCGUGGUCUCCCACCAGUCCCACCGGUGGGCACUCGCCAAGACUGCAUUCCGCUAUACAACACUCGUCACUGUCUUGCCCGAAAGGUCAGUUUGAAUGUGGACGUGGAUUUUGCAUCCCAGAGUCAUGGACUUGCGAUGGCCAGGAAGAUUGCCCCCGCGGAGAGGACGAAAAAAGCUGCUCGCUAGAGUCGUGUGACGCCACACAGUUUGCAUGUAGGAACAGCCAAUGUAUUAUGAAGAGCUGGCUUUGCGACGGCGAUGUAGAUUGCGUCGAUGGGUCUGACGAGGAACACUGCCCGCUAGAGCCUUGUGCCGCCACACAGUUUGCAUGCAGAAACAGCCAAUGUAUUAGAAAGAGCUGGCUUUGCGACGGCGAUGUAGAUUGCUUCGAUGGGUCCGACGAGGAACACUGCCCCCCUUCAAAGCCAGAGACAACGGACGCUCUGAACUCGCAGAAUCAAGACACAGCGAAAGCAGGAGAAUCAGACAAGCCGACGGAGACACCAGGAAUUAUUAAUAAGAACACGACUACCGUAGAGCCUCGUAAUGUAUCAUACAUACUUAAUUAUACAGCUUCUGGCUGGUACCAACCAAAUGACACUAUCAAACGUACUCCGACAACCAAGAUUGACACUACUCAGUCCGUCAAUAACUCAAGGUCAAAUUCGGAGGAUCGAGAAGACGCGAAGGAGUCAGAAAAGCUGACGGUGGCGACAUCUGGUGCGUCGAGUGCGCAAGAGGUGCACUUCGCGCUGUCGCUGGUGCCGCUGCUGCGCGCGCAGCCGCCGCGCGCCCGCCUCGACGCAGAGGCGAAUAUCUUGACGUAUUUGAAGGAACGUCAAACAGUAUAAAGGCUUUUAACAAAAUUUA
Molecule: messenger RNA, 1028 nt
Organism: Leguminivora glycinivorella
Lineage: Eukaryota; Metazoa; Arthropoda; Insecta; Lepidoptera; Tortricidae
Product: atrial natriuretic peptide-converting enzyme-like
Exons: 8
Coding region: 65-1009 (314 amino acids)
Cellular component (GO): plasma membrane
Molecular function (GO): protein binding
Source: RefSeq, a predicted model, not a curated record